Messenger RNA from Theobroma cacao (cacao), 2955 nucleotides. RefSeq names its product Protein kinase superfamily protein. Lineage: Eukaryota; Viridiplantae; Streptophyta; Magnoliopsida; Malvales; Malvaceae. The record is from RefSeq and is a predicted model, not a curated record. Gene Ontology annotation, biological process: protein phosphorylation. Gene Ontology annotation, molecular function: protein kinase activity; ATP binding.
GGAAGUAUCACGUAGAUCAAUAGAUUUGAUAUUCUCCUUUAUUUCAUUAAUUCUAAUUUGGAAUGAAAAUAUUCUCAGCUAAAAAAAUCGCAAAUAUUGAUGUACCUGGUUUGGCAGCUCAACAGUAUAUGUUGGUUUUGGUUUGCUGAGUUGAAGUGGUGGGAGUGGGCACGAGUAAUAACGGAUGACUAAAGAGUUUACAACUUAGAAGAGAGGAGGGAGUCCCAUGGUUUUCCGUCCCCAGCUGUUGUUUCUUUUUUAGUUGUAAUCACCUCUUCUCCUUUUUGUCAAUUAAUACAGCAAACGUACAAAUCAUUACAACCCCACCCCAAAAGGCCGCUCCGCCAAUCUCAACAACAAACAAAACCACACCCGAAAUCCAUUACUACUUACAAAAACUCAAAACCAGUUGAGAGAAACAAAUUGACUGCACAAACUCUUUCGACAAUCUUCGCCGUAUACGGCCCCAACCCAAAGAAAAGUCAUGUUCCAACGCCACUUCUAUUCCCUUCAAUCCGCGUAAAUCCAUCUUCACACUCUUCAUUUCUUUCUCCUUUUUUUUUUGGGUCAAAAAAGAGAGAAUUUUGUUACUGGUUACACGAUGCCACGAACGAUCCCACCACUGCCGCCACCGCAGCAGCAACCGCCUUUGAUCUACCACGAGCGUCCUUUGCCCACGCGCCUCAUCUUCCCGCCUGUCGCAGCUGUCACGGCUGCCUUUUCAAUCUUCUUAGUUCUAUCCGUGUGCCUCCGCAAAAUCCGGCGAGAACGUACGGCUCCAGCCGACUCUAAGCCGCCACACCGGUUCUCCUACUCCAUCCUUCGGCGUGCUACCUGUUCGUUCUCCGCCUCUCGCCGCCUUGGACAAGGGGGCUUUGGCUCCGUCUACCGCGCCUGCCUCCCUAACAACAAAGAAAACAACAAGAACAACAACAACCAAACCGUCGCCGUCAAGGUGAUGGACGCCGGUUCCCUCCAAGGAGAACGCGAAUUCCAAAACGAGCUCUUCUUCGCUUCAAAACUCGAUUCUUCCCUGGUGGUGUCAGUCCUCGGCUUCUCCUACGACCGAAAACGACGCCGCAUGCUCCUCGUUUACGAGCUCAUGCCGAACGGCAAUCUACAAGACGCGUUGCUUCAUCGAAAAUGCCCCGAAUUAAUGGACUGGAAACAGAGGUUUUUGAUUGCUGUUGAUAUUGCCAAGGGACUUGAAUAUCUCCACGGAUUGGAUCCUCCGGUAAUCCACGGAGAUAUUAAGCCUAGUAAUAUUUUGUUGGAUCAGUAUUUUUCAGCCAAAAUUGCGGAUUUUGGAUUAGCGAGGGUGAAAUCAGAGGAGAGCAAAGUGGAAAUAGGUGAGGAUUGUGGAUCUGUAGCGGAAACUGAGAGUGUGGCUACGGCAAUUGAGGAGUUCAAUUUGGUGGCUGAUCAAUCGCCGGGUUCCGUUAUGGAAUCACCGGAGAAUGCGGAGGUUGUUACAGUUGCGGUUUCUCCAGAGACAGUUGGGGUGGCAGCUGCAAUGUCUCCGGAAAUGAUGGAGAAAGGAAGUGUUUCGGAGGUGAAUUUCGAUAGGGCUAGUGUGGAGAGUGGAAAGGAAUUGGGGAAUGGCGGGAAGCGGAGUGGGAAAGGGUUAAGGAGUGGUUCCGGUAGGGAUUGGUGGUGGAAGCAAGAUAAUGGGGCGGUGGCAGAGAGUGGGAAAGUGAAGGAUUAUGUGAUGGAAUGGAUUGGGACUGAGAUUAAGAAGGAAAAACCUAGUAGUGAUUGGAUUGCUUCGGUGGCUUCUUCAAGUAGUGAACUGAAUGCGAAAUUGGAGAAGAAUAAGAAGAAGAAGAGUAGAAAACGGUUGGAAUGGUGGGUGUCGAUGGAGGAUGAUAAGGAAAGGAAUGUAAAGAAGGAGAAGAGGAGGCCAGCAAGGGAGUGGUGGAAAGAGGAGUAUUGUGAAGAGCUCGCUAAAAAGAAUAAAAAGAAGAAGAAGAGACAGUUGGGGAUGUACCAUAGUGAUGAUAAUGGUGGUGGGGAGAAUUGGUGGCCGGUUGAUGACGAAUUGUUUACAGAGAAGAAGAAGAAGAGUAAAAGAAGUAGAAGUAGAGGUAGUGUUGGUAGUGUGGAUUGGUUAUGGGAUGGGCUUAGUGGUGAAUUGUGGAGAGCUCGCCGGAACAGUUAUGAUUCAUUCAGUGGGGAGAUUACUAAGAGUGGUGGUAUGAGCAGUACACCCAGUAUGAGAGGAACCGUUUGCUACAUUGCUCCUGAAUAUGGCGGUGGUGGGGAUCUAUCGGAGAAGGUCGAUGUUUAUAGUUUUGGGGUUCUGCUGUUGGUUUUGAUAGCAGGGCGGCGACCCCUGCAGGUUACAGGCUCACCUAUGUCGGAGUUUCAGCGGGCCAAUCUGACUUCUUGGGCACGGCAUCUUGCGCGAACAGGAAAGCUCCUUGAUUUGGUUGACCAGAGUAUACAGUCUCUGAACAGGGAACAGGCUCUUUUGUGCAUCACGGUUGCAUUGCUUUGUUUGCAAAAGUCACCUGCUAGUCGGCCUUCCAUGAAGGAGGUUGUGGAGAUGCUCACUGGUGAGGCAGAGCCGCCUCAACUACCAACUGAAUUUUCCCCUUCACCACCAUCAAGAUUCCCUUUUAAGCCACGUAAGAAGGUCCGGUGAGGUGAGCUUUCAGUGCCCAGCGGUAAAUUUUCUCAAACAGUAGCUUACUGCUGUAAAUCAUUGUUUCGUCAUCUUUUCAGAUUGAUCAUUGUAAAGAAAUCAUAGUAAUUGUUCUUUUUUUCCCAUUUAAAAUUAAAUGCUCUUCAACUUUCUUUUACUUGCACUUUUGUUGAUAUUACUGUUUUGGCCUACAAGUUUAUUCAUAUACAUUGAUCACAUAUUUGUUGCCUUUCUGUAUCAAAACUGUGAAGAUGCAAAUCAAGACACUGAUCCCUCGGAUUUUCUCUCUAAAGUUUCUCACAUUGCAUUGA